CAUGAAUUUUCAGAUCCAUCACACAUUUUCAAAGGUGUAGCAAUUUUUGUAAAUGGCUAUACUAAUCCUACCGCCGACGAAUUGAAAAGAUUAAUGAUGGCUCAUGGUGGAAUUUAUCACCAUUAUUUAAGAUCUCAAAGCACAACACAUAUGAUAGCUUCAAAUUUGCCUUAUUCCAAAAUUGUUGCUUACAGGAAAGCACAAAGACCAUUGCCUCUUUGCAAACCAGAAUGGAUAACGGAUAGUAUAAAGGCAGGAAAAUUAUUAGAUCAUAAAAAUUAUUUAUUAUAUUCUCAGUGUACUGAGACACAGCCUGCAAUUUUUUCACAUUUUAAGAAAAACAGACUUUCGCAAACAGUGCAACCAGAGCCUAUUAGUACAAAUUCAAAAGUUUUCAGCAAGACAGUAAUUUCAAAGCCCAAAGAAGAACAGUCUCCAUCUAUAUCACAUCCAAUUAUUCCUGGUUCAGCAAUAGCUAAUUGUACUAAAAAUCCAGAAUUUCUAACUGAAUUUUAUAAUAAUUCACGUUUGCAUCACAUUUCAACAAUGGGUACAAUGUUCAAAGAGUACAUUACUGAUUUAAGAGAUAAACAUGAUGGAAGAUUCCCAGGUCUUGAGUUUCUAAAAAAGCAAUCUAUUGAGCGACAUAAGGCUGGUCCCUCUGCUAGACAAGAUUAUAUUGAGUCUGAUGAAGAGUUAUUUGAUGAGGAAUUGCCUAGUGAUUUGCAGAAUCAAAAACCUAUAACAAAUAAAAAUCCAAUUAUCAUGCAUAUUGAUAUGGAUUGCUUUUUUGUAUCUGUUGGUUUACGGAAAAAUCCAGAAUUAAGAGGUUUUCCUAUAGCUGUUGCUCAUGCAAAAGGUAACAAAAUAUCAGAUAAUCCAAGUGAAUAUGGUUCAAUGUCUGAGGUAGCCUCGUGUUCCUAUGAAGCUAGAAAAGCUGGAGUAAGGAAUGGUAUGUUUCUAGGAAAAGCAUUAAAACUUUGUCCAGACUUGAAGGUUAUUAGAUAUGACUUUGAAGGAUACAAAGAAGUUUCUUAUACCUUAUAUGACACAGUUGCUUCUUACACUUUAGAUAUUGAAGCAGUUAGCUGUGAUGAAAUGUAUGCUGAUUGUACUAAAAUUUUACAAGAAUCUAAAUUGAGUCCAUUAGACUUUGCUACAAUAAUUAGAAGUGAAAUAAGAGAAAAAACUGGAUGUCCAGUUUCAACAGGGUUUGGCCACAAUAAGUUACAAUCAAGAUUGGCAACGAAAAAAGCAAAACCUGACGGUCAGUAUUUUUUGACAGAUGAUACUGUUAUGUCCUUUAUAAGAACAUUAAGUGUCAAAGAUUUACCAGGUGUUGGUUGGUCGACUAGUAGUAAAUUAGCAGAAAUGAAUAUUGAAAUUUGUGCUGAUUUAGAAGCUUUGCCUUUAUAUGAUCUUCAAAAAGAAUUUGGUAAAAAGAAUGGUCAGCAAUUGUAUGACAUGUGCAGAGGAAUUGAUAAUACAAAGCUGAGCUUAGAGCAUAUUAGAAAAUCCGUUUCUGCUGAAGUAAAUUAUGGUAUUAGAUUUGAGAAUACUGCAGCAGCUCACGAGUUUUUAAAAAAGUUGAGUGAAGAGAUCAGUGAUAGGCUGAAAAAAAUCAAUUCCAAAGGUAAAUGCGUCACGUUAAAAGUUCUUUUUCGUGCCAAAGAUGCACCAAAUGAACCAAGAAAAUUUAUGGGUCAUGGAGUUUGCGAUGCUUUUAACAAAUCUAAGAACUUUAUCGCUUCAACUGACGAUCCUAUCACAAUUGAAAGAGAAGUUGUACACCUUUGGAACCAAUUCCAACAAAACCCUGAAGAUGCUAGAGGUAUUGGAAUUCAGAUAACCAAACUGGAGUCUACAAAAAAUAAAGCGAGUGGAUCUACUAUUUUUAAAUUUAUUAAUAACAUGAAAGCUGCAGUGUCAAAUGACAAACCUGUGAAUCAUAUCACAGUUCCUUACACGAAAAAGCAAUCUACAAAAUGCAGUUUGAUGGAAUUUUUCCAGCCUGAAAAUAAAAAUAAUUCUAAAGACAGUUAUUUACAACUGCAAGACUAUAACAAAGUUAGUUCAAAUGUAGAAAGUUGUUCGAAUUUAAAUGAAAUACAAUUGGAUGAUAAUGUUUUAGAUAAUAUAAUGAAGGGAGAUAAAGUUACAGAAAUAGCAAAACAUACAAAUGUUAAAACAUGCCUUAGUAACAAAAUUACUGUGAGUAAAGAAAAUCAGUUUUCGAAAGAACUCAAUUUUGAAGAUGAAAUUAAAGAUGACUCGAGUAAUGAAAAAUUAAAAUGGCCAAAUAGUAAUAAUACAGAUCUAAAUAUUGAUAAUCAUAUAGAAUCUGAAGAAUUAAAGUUUGAUGACGAUGAGUUAAAUGAAGUGUUAGGAAAUGUGAAGAAUGAAGUAUUUUUCAGAAGGGAAGAUUCCAAUACGGAUGAUAUAAAUAUUAGACUUCAACCAAUUUUGGAAAGUGAUUACGAUAGUGAUAACUCAAAUCAGUGCCAAAUCUCAAAAAGAACAAAUGGACAGCAAACCAAAAUUUCUAGUCAACUUAGGCAAACCAAGCAAUCACAAUUUUUUAAACAAAUAAAGCCUUUUUCAUCCAGUAGAGUAAGUAAAGUCAAAUUGCCGGAACUUCAAGAAAUUGAUAUGCAAGUUCUCAUAGAAUUACCAGAAGAUAUUCGUAAUGAAAUUCUCAAUGAGUAUAAGGAAAAGAAAAAUGAAAAUAUGGAAGAUGAAAACAAAGAUUUCAGAACUUCUGAACCACUUAUCCUAAAUAAUAAUAUUCAAACGAAUACUAACAUAAAUAUAGAAGAUAUAUCAUUUUCUCAAAUCGAUCCGGAAUUUUUAGCGGCUUUACCUAAUGAUAUGAAGAACGAAGUCAAACAUUACUGCGAUGCUCAACGAAAAGUGAAAAAAUUACAAAUUGAAGAUAAACGUACAAACAAUGGCUGGUACAUCUUCAAAAAUGACGAAAAACCUCAGAAAGGUAUUACUAAAUCGAAACGUGGUAGACCUAAAUUAGCGGAUAAAGUGGUAAAGAAUAAAGAGAAAAAGGCAGUAGCAAGUACUUCGCAUAAUAAAUUUGCUAAAGAAUCUGAACCGAGUUCAAGUAAUAUAAAAGUAGAUUUACAAGACAAGAAUAAAAAAAAUCAAUUAAGUAAAGAAACUUCAGUAACAAACAAAAGUUUUUACUUUGACAAUUCACAAGUCAACUCGCAGCACAAUGAAAUGUUAUCAAAUUUGGUCAGUUGUCUCUUAGAACUUCCAAUUGCUCAGCAUCAAGUUAUGCAAUGGAUUCGAAGUAGUUCAAAUGUUAAUGAUGUUGAUUUUCUAUCAUUGACCACUUACCUUGGAACGCUACCGAGAAAACACCGUCUUGCAGACCUUCAUAUUCUAAUGAAAUGUUUGCAUAGGUGUAUAUCAGAAACUAAAAGUUGUAUCUGGCACGAUACUUACAAAAAAAUAGUGAUCCACGUUCAAAUUCGUAUGCGUCAGGAGUAUACAUACGAUCUAAUGAUACCAUCAGAAGUGGAAUGUGAUCGGUGCCAUACCUCAAUACUGUGAUAUUUUUAUUGUUAUUUUUAUAAUAGUAUU
Phymastichus coffea is the source of this 3597-nucleotide messenger RNA. It is a transcript of the gene Rev1, whose product is annotated as DNA repair protein REV1. NCBI's taxonomy places the organism in Eukaryota, Metazoa, Arthropoda, Insecta, Hymenoptera, Eulophidae. Gene Ontology annotation, cellular component: nucleus. Gene Ontology annotation, molecular function: damaged DNA binding; deoxycytidyl transferase activity; DNA-directed DNA polymerase activity. The record is from RefSeq and is a predicted model, not a curated record. Bases 94 to 3567 code for a protein of 1157 amino acids. Gene Ontology annotation, biological process: error-prone translesion synthesis; error-free translesion synthesis. The transcript has 5 exons.